CGGAACUACAAAGUAAUUGCAAUUAAUUAAGAUUUCUAGAUAGUAUCAAAUAUGAGUUCCCAAUUUUUUUGUCACUUGUCAACCCGUUCCCAAUAUCACAUUAAAUUCAUCAAUCUUUCUCUCUCUUGAUACAAGGAAGUCUUGGACAACUUGGGACUGGAUUAGCAAAAUCACUAAGGAAAAUAUAUGGAAAAGAAAAUGUAAUUAUGUCAGAUAUCAUUAAACCUCCCAGAGACAUAAAAGAAAGCGGUCCUUAUAUUUAUGCUGAUAUUUUGGAUUUUAAGAAUCUUCAAGAAAUUGUGGUAGAUCAUCAAAUUGAUUGGCUUGUUCAUUUCAGUGCUCUAUUGAGUGCUAUAGGAGAACAAAAUGUUCCUUUGGCAAUGAGAGUAAAUAUAGAAGGACUGCAUAAUGUCAUGGAGCUUUCGAAACAAUACCAACUUAAGUUGUUUGUUCCUAGUACAAUAGGAGCUUUUGGUCCCGAUUCUCCAAGAAAUCCAACACCCGAUCUCUGCAUUCAAAGACCUAGAACAAUUUAUGGUGUUUCAAAAGUUCAUGCAGAGCUUUUAGGAGAGUAUUAUAACUAUCGAUUUGGACUGGAUUUUCGCUGCCUGAGGUUUCCAGGUGUGAUUUCUGCAGACACUCCUCCAGGUGGAGGAACUACAGAUUAUGCAGUACAAAUAUUCCACGAUGCAAUAGAAAUGGGAAGUUUUCAAUGCUAUUUGAAACCAGAUACUAGAUUACCAAUGAUUUAUAUUGACGAUUGUAUCCGUUCAUUGGUGGAGAUAAUGCAAGCACCAGAAUCUUCACUUCGAAUGAGGACAUAUAAUAUUAACGCCAUAAGUUUCACUCCAGAAGAAAUUGCUGAUGUCAUAAAAAAGCACAUUCCUAACUUCACCAUCACUUACAAACCAGAUUCAAGGCAAGAUAUUGCUGACAGCUGGCCACAGAUCUUUGAUGACAGCAAUGCCCGGGCAGACUGGGGAUGGCAUCACCAAUACAAUUUGGAAGAACUGUGCCUGGUGAUGUUAGAACGUUUGAAGCAAAAAAACCACAUCAAUACAUCAAUGGUCAAUUAAUGUAAAUAUCCUACUAUGUUUACACUUAUUUUACCAAAGAUGUGAGUGUAAUUCUUAAAUGUACAUACUGAAAGGACCAAUAAUUUUCUAAACAAAUAUUUAAUAUCAGGAUCUUGACAUAUAAACUAUCAAAAUUAAUUUUGUCUU
Molecule: messenger RNA, 1223 nt
Organism: Centruroides sculpturatus (bark scorpion)
Lineage: Eukaryota; Metazoa; Arthropoda; Arachnida; Scorpiones; Buthidae
Gene: Tdh
Product: L-threonine 3-dehydrogenase, mitochondrial-like
Exons: 7
Coding region: 207-1076 (289 amino acids)
Biological process (GO): L-threonine catabolic process
Molecular function (GO): L-threonine 3-dehydrogenase activity
Source: RefSeq, a predicted model, not a curated record